Molecule: messenger RNA, 2002 nt
Organism: Lemur catta (Ring-tailed lemur)
Lineage: Eukaryota; Metazoa; Chordata; Mammalia; Primates; Lemuridae
Gene: HEXD
Product: hexosaminidase D
Exons: 12
Coding region: 183-1961 (592 amino acids)
Biological process (GO): carbohydrate metabolic process
Molecular function (GO): hexosaminidase activity
Source: RefSeq, a predicted model, not a curated record
ACUGUUUCCCGCUGCAUUGUCAUCCAGAUACUUUUCUUUUAAUACACACAGAACUGAAAACUGAAAGCGUAAGGGGGAAGUGCUGGAGAAGCUUCUGCCCUGUUUGUGACUUGGAUUUUCUCCUCCAGGAAGAAGAGCCCAGACGAGAGAUUUUGCUGUAGGAAUUCACAAAAGAUACUGAAAUGUCAGAUUCCACACCGUUUGAGAUGAGACUGGUUCAUCUGGACCUGAAAGGAGCGCCACCGAAGGUCUCGUACCUCUCAAAGGUCUUUCCUCUGUUCCGAGCUCUAGGUGCCAACGGCCUCCUCAUCGAGUACGAAGACAUGUUUCCCUACGAGGGCCCCCUGCGGCUGCUGCGGGCCAGGUUCUCCUACAGCCCCGCUGAAGUGAAAGAGAUCCUGCACCUGGCCGGCCUGCACCAGCUGGAGGUGGUACCCUUGGUGCAGACGUUCGGACACAUGGAGUUUGUGCUGAAGCACGGGGCCUUCGCCCACCUGCGGGAAGUGGCCGCCUUCCCCAACACCCUGAACCCCCACGAGCCGGAGUCCCUGGCGCUGGUGGGCGCCAUGAUCGACCAGGUCCUGCAGCAGCACCCAGGCGCCCGGCGGCUCCACAUCGGGUGUGACGAGGUCUAUUACCUGGGAGAGGGCGAAGCCUCGAGGCAGUGGCUGCAGCAGGAGCAGAACAGCAAAGCCAAGCUGUGUCUGUCCCACGUGAGGGCGGUGGCCAGCCACGUGCUAGCCCGGCACCCCCACGUGACACCCCUGGCGUGGGACGACAUGCUGCGGGACAUGCCUGAGGACCAGCUCACAGCAUCGGGGGUGCCGCAGCUGGUGGAGCCAGUGCUCUGGGACUACGCGGCCGACCUGGACGUGCACGGCAAGGUGCUCCUCAUGCAGAAGUACCGGCAGUGCGGCUUCCGGCGGCUGUGGGCUGCCAGUGCUUUCAAGGGCGCCACGGGGCCCAGCCAGGCGCUGACCCCGGUCGAGCACCACCUCAGGAACCACGAGCGCUGGCUGCAGGUGGCGGCCGGCGGGCCGGUGGGCUCGCUGCAGGGCAUCGUGCUGACCGGCUGGCAGAGGCACGACCACUUCUCCGUGCUGUGCGAGCUGCUCCCAGUGGGGGUCCCAUCGCUGGCGGCCUGUCUGCAGUCGCUCCUCCACGGAGGCUUCACCGAGGCCGUCAAACGGAGAGUGGAGAACAUUCUCGGGGUUUCAGGCCUGGAAACAGCUGGUCCUGUAAGGCAGCGACAUCCUCAGCCUCGUCACGCACUUCAGCCUGCACCUGCGCAGCUCCGUGGACGCCCUGCUGGAGAGGAACAGCUUUUCCAGGGGUAUUGCUGUAAAACCACCCCAGGACUGCCCGGUAGCCACUGUCGGCCGAGUGGUGCCUGGCCCCGCAGUGCGCCAGCCUGGGGCCUGCCCAGCGGCCGCACCUGUCUGAGGGCCGGCCUAGUGCGCACACCUGCCUGUGGGUCUGCCCAGGUACGUGACCGGCUGGUUCAGCUCUUACCAUCGCAGUCGGAAGCUCAUCCACCCCAUCAUGGUCCAGCACAUCCGGCCGGAGGCUCUCAGCCUCCUGGCCCAGUGGAGCGCCCUCCUGCAGCAGCUGGAAGCUGCCCUGCAGCUGGCCUUCUACCCGGACGCGGUGGAGGAGUGGCUGGAGGAGAAUGUGCACCCGAGCAUGCGGCGGCUGCAGGGGCUGCUGCAGGACCUGGACGAGGCAGCCCCUCCGCGGCCCCCGCCCAGCGGCCCCGGCCGGGACAGCUGUCAGGACCCCUGAUGGGCGUGGCCUGUGCACGGGCUGGGCAGCUGUCCAGCGGACCUCCUGCAGCAGCUCACCCCUGCCCAUGCCGGCAGCUGUGCGGGGCCAGGCAGCCCCCGACGGUGCAAUGGUCUUUGGGGAAAAAGAAAAUAUCAAAGGAAAAAGCACAUGGGACCUGUUGUGCGAUCUGCACAUAGAACUUUAUUGUCUUGAAAUAAAAAGAAGAGUGGAAGCCAGA